AUGGAGAGAAAGGGAAAGGAGAGGCUAUUUUUGUUCUUCACUUUAAAAAAGUCUGAUUUUUCUCUUAUUUUCAGAUAUUGCGUACUAGCUUAUUAUGAUGCUGCACCAAGGGAUUGGUGUUGUGACGAUUGUGAAAAGGGCAAAGGGGUAUUGUCUUUAUCACGUAGACUGGAAAAUAGGUAUUCUCACGGAUCCAAGUUACAUGCACCUGCAAAGAUUUUUCUGAGUACUGUGCCACCAAAGAAACUUGGUAAGUUUCCUGGUGGGCAUUGUAUUAAUUGGGAAAAGGAGGUAACGACCGGGAAAACAAGAUAUAUUCCCGUUGAGGAAUCACUUGGUCUAUUAUCAGGCAUAGAGAAAUCUACUAGCUCCUCAAGAGUCGUGUCAACAAAAUCCAUGGAAACCAUUACUCAGGGGAAUUUUGGCAAGUAUCAAGCUCAAUGUUCAAGAUCUUUUCCUGAGAAGAGUACAGCGCAGUGGUCUUUAGGAUCAGAAGGAUAUACUAAAUCUCAGAAUUUGAAAAAGGCCAAAAUCACUGCAAAGAGCAAAGAACCAGUACAAUCAUCUAAGGGUCUUGGUGGUUCUAUCAAUCUCGAGCGCAGGAGUCCCCAUGUUGUGAACGAGAGUGGAAUUAUACCUAUGCCACACCGUUGUGAUCCUGCUCUAGUUCCUUCCUGGAAGGGAAGUUUUGACAUCUUAGGUACUCUACCAUCUGUAUCUGGAAUGCUAAAUAAUUGUAUCCAGGCUCAUCCGCCUUCCAGAAUUAGGCGUAAGGUGUACGAGUUCUCAAGGAAAUUGCCUGAAACUCUUAAAUUUGAAGUACUUCCACGUGAGAAUAUCUGGACAAGCCUAUUCAAUGACCAUUCUCCAGGCAAAGAAGAUAUAGGAAUGUAUUUCUUUGCAAGUGAGAGAGAAAGGUCUGAGAAAUAUAUUGCUCUGGUGGAGUCCAUGAGUAUCAAUGAUUUGGUGAUGAGAACACUUAUAUAUGAUGUUGAGCUGCUUAUACUUCCAUCCACAGCCCUGUGCAGUGAUUAUCAAAGAUUGAACAACGAGAACUUCCUGUGGGGAUUGUUUUAUUGCGCGGGACAAGAUACAAUGGGAUGUGCUGAAGGGGCAGCAACAAAGUGAUUGAUAUGGAGAUAAACGUUAUUAGGAGGGAAGAUGUCUGUACAGCGAAUGAGGUUGACGUGGAGAAUAAUGAGAAUGAGGUUGAAAUGGAGGUAGACAUGAUAGAUGGAGAAAAUAUAGGAAUACUGGGCAUUGUUGUCUCGACAACUACCAGAAAUGGGUUUGGUAGCUCUCUUAAAGAAACUGUUAGUGCUGCCACCUGCAAUGGCUCUGAAUCAGUUUACACCUUUAAUAUUUGUUGAAAUAUUGAGAACUUAUUACAAGAGGACUUCAAGUGAAACAAUACUGUUCACUUACAAAUGCUUACCUUCUUUUUUGUGCCCAAAUAUAAAUGUCUAUAUGCGGUCUUUCAAAUUUAUACAAUUUUUUGCUAACAUGGCAAAAUGUUUAUGUCUACCCUAA
Molecule: messenger RNA, 1530 nt
Organism: Capsicum annuum
Lineage: Eukaryota; Viridiplantae; Streptophyta; Magnoliopsida; Solanales; Solanaceae
Exons: 6
Coding region: 1-1128 (375 amino acids)
Source: RefSeq, a predicted model, not a curated record